AUGGCGGGUCUCUUGUCCCCCAAACCACUUUCCUAUCUGCAACAGCCGGGGAAUGGUUUCCCAAACUAUGGCAGAGGGCUGUCCAAUUUCUCGGAGACCCCACCGCUCUCGGCGCCCUCUGCGCCCUCUGCCCAAGGCCUUCCUCCCUCUUUUCCUGGCAACAAUGGUCUCGGCCACAAUGGCGCCCUUCAGCUCCAAGAGGACGGCAAAAUAUACGGUCUCGUCAUUGAUCUCAUGAAUCACGCUGCGAGGGAGGGGGCCUUGUUGGAGUUGAGCAAAAAGCGAGAGCAAUACGAUGAUCUCGCCCUUAUUCUUUGGCAUUCCUUCGGUGUUAUGCCUGCUUUGCUGCAAGAAAUUGUCUCUGUGUAUCCCCUCCUUUCCCCGCCUAAUCUGACCGCUCAUGUUUCGAAUCGAGUAUGCAAUGCCCUGGCGUUACUACAGUGUGUAGCAUCCCACACCGAAACCCGCCAGCUUUUUCUUAAUGCCCAUAUACCCCUGUUCUUGUAUCCAUUUCUCAAUACAACAUCAAAAACGCGCCCUUUCGAAUAUCUUCGAUUGACUUCUUUGGGAGUCAUUGGCGCUCUAGUCAAGCAAAACGAUAACAAUACCGUUAUUCACUUCCUGUUAUCGACCGAAAUUAUACCUCUCUGUCUUCGUAUCAUGGAGACGGGAUCCGAGUUGUCUAAAACUGUCGCUAUUUUCAUUGUACAAAAGAUUCUACUGGAUGAGACCGGCCUCACUUAUAUCUGCCACACCUACGAACGGUUCUAUGCUGUUGGAACAGUCCUCAGCAACAUGGUAAACCAACUAGUUGAAACCCAGGCCGUUCGACUAUUAAAACACGUUGUCCGUUGCUAUUUGCGGCUCAGCGACAACUUGAGGGCGAGAGAAGCCCUCAGGGCCUGCCUUCCCGAACCGCUAAGAGACCAGACUUUCAGCACCUUGUUGAAGGGUGAUAUGGUCACGAAGCGAUGCCUUACUACGCUCUUGAAUAACCUAAAUGAACCUUAG
Molecule: messenger RNA, 1011 nt
Organism: Psilocybe cubensis
Lineage: Eukaryota; Fungi; Basidiomycota; Agaricomycetes; Agaricales; Agrocybaceae
Exons: 6
Coding region: 1-1011 (336 amino acids)
Biological process (GO): mRNA catabolic process; negative regulation of translation
Cellular component (GO): P-body; CCR4-NOT core complex; CCR4-NOT complex
Source: RefSeq, a predicted model, not a curated record